GGGCGGGGGGCGCUCGCUGUGGGGGAGCUCCCGGCUAGUCCAGCCCCAGCCUCUCCCAGCAGGGGGCGCUGAAGGGAGCGGGGUGGCAGCGCUGCCCCACAAACACACUCCCCGUGGCCUCAGGCUCCCCUGUCCCCGCCCCCCACCCUCAUGCUGCCUGCUGCCUUAGCCCUGUCAGGUGCAAAAGGAAAUGACAGCAAAGAGGAAAUAAGUUUGCAGCGCUUGUGGGGAGCGCCCUGGACUGAGGUGUUGGCAAGGGACGGAUGCACGGCCGUGCCACUUGGGCACUGCUCCAUUGGGAAUGGCCCCAGCACAGAGCACGAGCUAAGGGGAUUGGGCACAUUGCAGGGUGCUGGGCUCGUGGGCAUGGCGUCCGGCCCCAUGUCCUCCGCCGACUCCUCCAGCCUCAGUACCCUGGAGGAGCUGUCCGAUGCCUUCGAUUCGGCCCUGGGGCGCCAUGACGACUCCAGCUCGCUGGGCUCCGACUCUGAGCUGAACGGGGCCGCCCCCUAUCGCCAGACCGACCGCUAUGGCUUCCUUGGGGCCAGUGGUGCCCAGGAUGGCCUGGGUCAGCCCCCAGUAGAGCUCAUCCGGCACCGGGAAGCCAGAUGGCUGGAGAUGACAUCGCACUGGGAGAAGGCCAUGGCCAGGAGGUACAAGAAGGUGAAGGUCCUGUGCCGUAAAGGGAUCCCCUCGUCCAUGCGCGCCCGCUGCUGGCCCCUGCUGUGCGGAGGGCAGGCCAGCAUGGACCGCAACCAUGGCAAGUACAAGGAACUGGAACAGUCACCUGGCGACCCGCAGUGGUUGGAGACCAUUGAGAAGGACAUCCACCGCCAGUUCCCCUUCCACGAGAUGUUCCUGUCGCCUGAGGGACAUGGGCAGCGAGGACUCAUGCAGCUCCUGAAGGCCUACACCGUGUAUCGGCCCCGCGAGGGCUACUGCCAGGCCCAGGGUCCUGUGGCUGCAGUGCUGCUCAUGCACAUGCCUGCUGAGCAAGCCUUCUGGUGCCUGGUGCAGAUCAGUGAGCGCUACCUGCCCGGUUACUACAGCCCUGAGAUGGAGGCAGUGCUGCUGGAUGGCGAGGUCUUCGUGGCGCUGCUGCGGCGCGUCUGCCCCAAGGCCUACAAGCACCUGCAGAAGCACAGUGUGGGGCCGCUGCUCUACGUCACCGAGUGGUUCCUGUGCCUCUACAGCCGCACCCUGCCCUUCCCCACCGUGCUGCGCAUCUGGGAUGCCUUCCUCAGCGAGGGGGUGAAGGUGCUGUUCCGGGUGGGGCUGGUGCUGGUGCGCCUGGCACUGGGCUCCUCGGAGAAUCUGCGAGAUUGCACGGGCAUUGUGGAAACACUGGAAAAGCUGCGCAGCAUCCCAGCCCGCCUACUGCAGGAGGACAUGUUCAUGGCCGAGGUUCACAAUGUGGCCGUCUCGGACCGCGAUGUGGAGCGCGAGUGCCGGACCCAGCUAGCCAAGCUGCGCAAGGUCCGGCCUGAUUUUGGGUACCGCCCGGAGCAGCGCCUGCCCAACGCCAAAGCCAUCUUCGACGCCCAGCAGCUGGAGGAUGCGCAGCAGCCCAGGAAGGGCAGGCACCCAGCGCCCGCCUUCCUCAUCCCCGAGAUUGUGGUGGACCCCCCACCCCCACCCCCCAAGGAGCAGCGCCGGAUGGAGAGGGAGCGACUGAAGGAGCAGCGCCGGCAGGAGCAGGAGCAGCGCCGGCAGGAGGAGGCAGCCGAGAAGCAGGCUCGGAAGAAGAAGCCCCCAGGCAGGAAGAAACCAGACACGCGUGGCAAGACUUUCCAUGUGGCCCAGCGCCCCAUGCUCAGCCUAGCACAAGAGAGCGGGGAAGGGGAGGAGCCUGGCCCUGCCAAGAGAAACUCUGCCCCCUACCUGGAGACCUAUUUCUGAAUGGGUGGGGCGGGGCCUGCCCUAGCAAGAGACACUCCGCCCCUUGCUGGAGACAUGUUUUGAAUGGCAGGGGUGGAGCCUGCCCCACCAAGAGAGACUCCACCCCCUACCUGCUCAAUGGAUGGAGAGGAGACAGUGUG
Molecule: messenger RNA, 2039 nt
Organism: Chrysemys picta bellii (western painted turtle)
Lineage: Eukaryota; Metazoa; Chordata; Testudines; Emydidae
Gene: TBC1D10C
Product: TBC1 domain family member 10C
Source: RefSeq, a predicted model, not a curated record